Exophiala bonariae is the source of this 852-nucleotide messenger RNA. RefSeq lists its product as uncharacterized. Lineage: Eukaryota; Fungi; Ascomycota; Eurotiomycetes; Chaetothyriales; Herpotrichiellaceae. The record is from RefSeq and is a predicted model, not a curated record. Bases 1 to 852 code for a protein of 283 amino acids. Gene Ontology annotation, cellular component: plasma membrane. The transcript is spliced from 3 exons. Gene Ontology annotation, molecular function: zinc ion transmembrane transporter activity. Gene Ontology annotation, biological process: zinc ion transmembrane transport.
AUGCCAGGUGCUAUUGCUUUAGCUGGCAUUUUCUUGGUCAUUCUAGUGGAGAUGAUAUUUCACCCAUGUCGAAAAUUCCCCCCAAAGUCUGAAAUCAACUCAGGUGGUGGCCAGAUUCAGGUUGCAGACGAGGCAGAUUUCUCUCAAACGCAAGCUACACCAAGAGAUCCAACAGGCCCGCUACGAGACAUGGGAUUGCUGGUCGGUAGAACAUCAAGUAUUGGCAGAAGUCUUACCAGGGUCAAUGACCAAGGCGAUGCGGAUCCCAUCACAAAUACAACCAAAGAGCGACAAUCGUCGAACGCAACUAAAGAUGCCAUGAGUAAAAUGUCACCAAACGACCUGACGACAGCACAAAAAUUGCGCAAGGCUAGGCUUCAAUGUGUUCUUCUCGAAGUCGGCAUCUUAUUCCACAGCAUCUUUAUUGGCAUGGCUCUGAGUGUCUCCAUCGGUAGCGAAUUCGUGAUUCUCCUUAUUGCAAUUGCAUUCCACCAAACAUUCGAAGGCCUCGCUCUAGGAUCUCGGAUUGCCAGCAUCGACUGGCCGCAAGGAACAUGGCAGCCAUGGCUCAUGGCGCUCGCAUACGGAUGCACGACCCCCAUCGGCCAAGCCAUCGGGCUCGCCACACACUCGCUGUACAGUCCCGACUCAGAGACGGGCCUCCUCGUCGUCGGCACCAUGAACGCCAUCUCAGCGGGCCUGUUGACUUUCGCCUCCCUGGUGGAGCUGCUCUCCGAGGAUUUCCUCAGCGACAACAGCUGGAAUGAAUUGCGCGGAAAGAACCGCGUGUUCGCCUCAUUGCUCGUCUUCUUCGGCGCCUUCGCUAUGAGCUUGGUUGGUGCGUGGGCUUAG